Cyprinodon variegatus (sheepshead minnow) is the source of this 1546-nucleotide messenger RNA. RefSeq lists its product as uncharacterized. The record is from RefSeq and is a predicted model, not a curated record. Gene Ontology annotation, biological process: negative regulation of DNA-templated transcription. NCBI's taxonomy places the organism in Eukaryota, Metazoa, Chordata, Actinopteri, Cyprinodontiformes, Cyprinodontidae. The transcript has 5 exons. The coding region runs from base 381 to 1130 and encodes 249 amino acids.
CUACUCCCACUGAAACCUGAACCAUUACUCCAGUCUUCAGGCACUCUCAGUAAAAACAGGUAGAAAACUACGGGUACGCUGUUUUCUCUGUCUUUCAGAUUGAGGGACUACAUAUUGACACUAAAUGCCUGAAUCCAUCAAAGCCAGCCGUCCAGCCCAGCCCAUCCGUGGCUACGGGGAGCGGCGUCCCUGAAGUCUUAGUCGUUACAACAUCUAGAGCUGAACUGCCACUCGAAGGACUCCAAAGUGAACACACCAUCAUCAUCAGCCAAGAGGGAAAUGGGAUCGACGGGCCUCCUCCACAUCUGCCUGCCUUUGAAGGGGGAGCCUCUUCCCUUCCUGCUCUGAAGCCCCCAGAUAACCCUCUAUCAACUAUCCACAUGAAACCCAUCGAAUGUCAGAGAAAAAACCAAAACCCCAUCCUCAGCCCGAUAAAAAUCCCUUGUGGCCAACCUCAGAGUCGCAUAGAUGGGGCGCAAUCUGCUGCAUCGUCAGCCACCUUGAUGCCUCCAAAACCCAUCCCUGGGGAGGCCCAGGAGGACUUUCUGAGGAGGAAGCGAGAGUACUGGAGGCUAAAAAAGAAAGAACAAAGAGCAAGGAAGGCCUCUCAGGGCAAGGGACGCACCCCGACCAGAGCCUCCAGCGACAGCAGGAGCGUCCUGCCUGCCCAGGAUCUACAAAGCUUCAUCAGAGCUACGCAGGAUCCAGACCAGUGGGCGAACUCCUCUGAACAUCCGAUGAGCGUCCCGGCGGAACCCGACCCAGAAUCCUUAAUGUUCCCGACCUACCCAGCUCCGGCGGAAGGUCAGGAUGACGUCUGGUUUGCCGACUAUGACGAGGAGGAGGAAACCCUGACGGAGGCGGCGUGGAGGAGCCGCUACCUCAUGGACUACGAUCCGCUCAACCAGCUGCUGGUGUGCAUGGUCUGUGGGGAGCUGCAGUACUCCCACGGCCUGGAGGCGGUGAGGGCCCACAUCGACGAGGCGCACCCUCUCACCCUGAGGCUAGAACCCAGAGAGAAGCAGAAAAUCCUGGAGGCCUGGGAUGAGCAGGUUUCCCAGCGGGAACGCUUCUUCAGCAGCCAGCUGCAGCAGCACUGUGGGCCGACACAAGGAACCAACAGAAACUGAUCCAGGAAGGAGAGAUUGCUGCGGGGUCAACUGGAAACCAACUCCAAAAAAAAACAAAAAACAUUGAUUUUUAUUUAUUCUUUUUUUGGUUUUGUAGUAAUUUUUAUUUUUUUAUACAAAGCAUAAAGAGAUUUCUUCCUGGAUCAGCAAUCCCAUCCUUCCCUAACAGGUUGACGUACCGGCAUGUUGAUCAGUUUAAACCCUCGGAUCCUUCGGCUGUAGAGAUUUUCCACGAGGAGGAAACUCCUUCCAGGUUUCCUGGUUGGAUCUUGCUUCCGUUAAAUUAUUUUUUUUUCCAAGUCUUUGUUGCCUCGUGCUCCUUUCUAAAGCCCAUAAACUGUAUCCUGUUUUAAUAUUGCAGGCAGCUUUUUUUCUUUUCUGUACAUAAACAAAGGGAGCAGCAGUGAAAGGCCAAA